Molecule: messenger RNA, 2874 nt
Organism: Selaginella moellendorffii
Lineage: Eukaryota; Viridiplantae; Streptophyta; Lycopodiopsida; Selaginellales; Selaginellaceae
Product: pentatricopeptide repeat-containing protein At4g21065
Exons: 1
Coding region: 85-2856 (923 amino acids)
Biological process (GO): RNA modification
Molecular function (GO): RNA binding; zinc ion binding; protein binding
Source: RefSeq, a predicted model, not a curated record
CCAGACUCACAGCAAAAGCACAGAACGAGCAUCUGCUUUCUCGAUCAAAGAUAGCGUUUGGAUCGCAAAGAAUGGUGCUGGGAGAUGCUCAAGAAGCAUACCAUCUGGAAGACGAAGAAGCCCACCAUCGCCACAACCAGGAAAAAUGCCUGCUCUUCUUCUUCAUCGUCCCGGAAGCACGAUCCACUCGACAGCCUCGAGAGGGAGAUCCAAUCCGACUCCUUCGCCGCCGCGAUUCGCAGCUGCAAGGAUUCCAACUCAGUCUCGAUCAUCCACCAAAAGAUCACUCGAGCGGGCCUGGGAAGCAGCGCCUACCUCAACAAUCUCCUCGUCCUCAUGCUCGCCAAGCACGGCAGCCUUUGUGAAGCUCGAUCCAUCUUCGACGCCAUCCAGCACAAGAACAUCUUCUCCUGGAACAUCAUCAUCUCGGCCUAUGCCCACCGCGGCCACCCCUCCACAGCUCUCCACCUCUUCGCAAAGAUGGACGUUCCUCCCACGGCCAUGACCUUCGCAACCGCCCUCUCGGCCUGUUCUUCGCUGGGAGAUCUCCAGAGAGGCCGGGAGAUCCAUGCCAGGAUCAAAGCCAGCCGUGGGAUCCGCCCCUCGGUCAUUCUCGACACCGCCAUCUUCAGCAUGUACGCGAAGUGUGGCGACCUCUCCACUGCAAAGUCGGUCUUUGAUCGCAUCCCGGCCAAGAACGUCGUCUCCUGGAACGCUCUCAUAGCCGCGUAUGCCCAGAGCGGGCACAGCCACCACCAAGCUCUCGAUCUCUUCGAAAAGAUGGCGGAGCACGGCGUCCGUCCCUGCCGAGCGACCUUCGUUGGAGUUCUCGGAGCUUGCAACGAUGUCACUUCUCUGGAGAAGAUCCAUGCCAGGAUCGUGGAGACGGGACUCCAGUUCGAUGUCGUGGUGGCGACUUGCCUGCUCAACGCGUACGCCAAGCUCGGACUUUUGCUGGCCGCGAGAAGAGUCUUCGACCGGAUCGAUGGCAAGAGCCUGGUGUCGUGGAACUCGAUGAUCACGGCUUACGUCCAGCGCGAGCAAAACCGAGAGGCGAUCUACCUCUUCCGCCUGAUGGCUGUCGAUGGUGUUCUUCCCGAUCACAUAACUUUCGUCGCAGCUUUAAGUUCUUGCAGCAGCCUCGAGGACGGGAGGAUCAUCCACUCGGACUCGUUGUCUUUCAUGUCUCCCUCGAUCGACAACGAUGCUCGACGCUCGCGUGUCCUUGUGGAUACUGCCGCUAUCAAGAUGUAUGCGAGGUACCGCCGGCUGGACGAAGCGAGGAGAGUGUUCGAGAGCAUGGAAAGCCGCGACGUUGUUGCCUGGAACGCGAUGAUCGGUGCCUGCUCGCAGCUGGGCGAGUUGCAGCUGGCGAUGGAGUUCUUCGGAAGUAUGAGCUCUGAUGCCGAUAAGACGACUUUCACGAUCAUUCUCAGCGCCUGUUCCACGUCGGGAGCUCUGGCAGCGGGCCGGGAGAUCCACGAGAAGUUCAUCGCUCUCACCGAGUACGAGAGAGACGUCGGUGUCCAAAACGCGCUGCUCAACAUGUAUGCCAAGUGCGGGAGCCUCGAAGUCGCCAGAGAUAUCUUCCGGAAGAUGCAGAGGCGAGACCAAGUCUCGAUGAACGUGAUGAUUGCGACCUUCGCACAGCAGGGACUUGGCAAAGAGUCCAUCCAAGUCUUCCGGGAGAUGGACCUGGAGGGACUGCCGCAGGACGACACCACCUUUGCGAGCGUUAUCACUGCCUGUUCCUGCUGUGGUGCUCUCGAGUUCGGCAAGAGAAUCCACAAGAGAGUCGUGGAGCCUGUUCUUGGAAGAAAGUGUUGCCUGCCAAACGUUGUCGUGGAGACCGCGCUCGUGAGCAUGUAUGGCAAGUGUGGAACUCUGGAGCAAGCCAAGGCCGUCUUCAAAGCCAUGACGACGAAAAACUCCGUUUCCUGGAAUGCGAUGCUCGCAGCCUGUGCUCACCAGGGCCAGGGAGACGAGGCAGCAGCAUUUCUGAGAGCAGCAGCUUGUGAAGGAGUGGAGCUCGACUCCGCCAGCUUCAUCUCCGUUCUCAUCGCCUGCAGCCACUCGGGAAUGCUUGAAGUAGCUUACGAUCACUUCCAGUUGAUGCUGUCUGACUUCGACUUAGUUCCAGCUGCUGAGAAUUAUCGCUGUAUGGUGGACCUGCUGGCUCGAUCUGGAAGGCUUGGAGAUGCAGACGAGCUCAUGAACAGCAUGCCGUUUUCGCCGGAUGCAAUUGCUUGGAGAACGUUGCUUGGAGGCUGCCGGGUCCAGGGAAGUUUGGAGAAUGCUGCGUCUGCCGCCGAGCAGGCAUUCAAUCUGGAGCCUCAAAAUACUGCUCCAUACACGCUUCUCUCGAGUUUGUAUUCGGCAACUGGAAAGAAGGACGAGUUAGUUGAACUGAGAAGCAGCAUGAAAGAGAGAGGUCUAAGGAAGCUGGUACCUGGAAGGAGUGUCAUCGAGGUCCACGGCAGAGUUCACGAGUUCGUAGCGGGAGACUCCAGCCAUCCUCAGAUCGACAAAAUUCUCAGAGAACUCGACAUCUUGAACGUCGAGCUAAAGCAAGCUGGAUUCGUUCCAAGCACUGACGGCGUUGUCCACGAUCUCAAAACCGAAGACAAGGAGGAGAUCCUUGCCCUCCACAGUGAGAAAUUGGCGGUUGCGUUCGGACUCAUCUCCACCAAGAGCGGCAUUCCUCUGCUCGUUCUGAAGAACCUCAGAGUUUGCUCGGACUGUCACGGGGCCAUCAAGUUGAUAUCCAAGUUGAGAAGUCGGGUGAUCACCGUGAGGGACGCUAAUCGUUUCCAUCGCUUCCAGAGUGGAACCUGUUCUUGCGGAGACUACUGGUGACUUAAAGAGUUGGAACCC